AUGGCAGGCCAAGAGCCACGCCUCAAGGAUGGAGUGUCGAUGAGGCCGACCCCUGUUGGUGAAGAGGACACCUUGAAACCCAUCAAGGGUAAGAAAAGGAAGAAGGAUGCCACGGUCUUGACUUCGACUGCUAUAGCAAGUCCUCUGACCGAGAACGAAGGUGAUGAUGAUGAUGGUGUAUGCCCUUUGGUACAAGGGGCGAGACGAGGCGAAGAUGCUCCGCAAGAUACCGGGCGGGAGGCCGCCGAAUCGGGGGCGGCCGAUUUAGACCAGACCCGUGCUGAGGAGACCCUCGAGGAGGGCUCAGGGGGCUCGGAGACAGUCCCCGAGUCUCAAGUCAGACAUGGUACAGUCCGCGCUAAUGAACCCGCUGCUAGUGACUCCAAAGGGCCUGAACCCGAAGCUUCUUGCGGGCAAGAUGAGGCCCUUAAAGAAAUUAACACCCUGAGUGGCCUUAAUUUGGGCCUUGAAUUCCCACCGGGGGGAGAUCAGGGAUGCUCAGGAUCAGCAUACCGCUGGCUAAGAAGAUAUAUGACCAUGCCUUCUCUAUGCUCCAAGGCGAGCUUUCAUGCUAUAGGGCAAAAGGAUGCCGCCAUGGGGCGACUUCAGGAAGAGGCUACAGCCAAGGAUGCGGAGAUCAUUGUGCCGAGGGGGCAAAAUGAGGGCGUGGCCUCGGAAAGAGACAAUUUGCGGUCGAAGCUGGCAUCGACCCGGGGUCUCCUUCAAAGUGCCCAAAAGGAGGCUGCUGCAUUAUUUGCGGCCAAGUCUGAGGCCGAAGAGGACACAUCUUCAUACAAGAAAGAUACCGCUACUGCGAAUGAACGAGCCCGAGAAAUAUUGAAGAAAGCCAAGCACAAGCUGGAUAGGGCAGUUGCUUACGCUCGUGCAGAGGCAAGGAGGCAAGCUUUCGAGGAAGUAAGUGCUAAAGGCACUGAUCUCUCGGCUGAGAUUGAGGAAGCCUUAGAUUUGGAGGAAAAGUUGGCAUUUUCGGCUACUUCGGAUGAGGGUUCUGGAGACGACCUGGAGAGCAGUGACGGCGAAGAAUAG
Molecule: messenger RNA, 1047 nt
Organism: Nicotiana attenuata
Lineage: Eukaryota; Viridiplantae; Streptophyta; Magnoliopsida; Solanales; Solanaceae
Exons: 4
Coding region: 1-1047 (348 amino acids)
Source: RefSeq, a predicted model, not a curated record